AUGUUUAUUUGGCAGAGAAAGAGUAUUUUACUAGGGAGGUCCAUUCUGGGCAGCGGCCGAGUUACCGUUGCUGGAAUCAUUGGAAGCAGCAGAAAGAGAUAUACGUCUUCUUCCUCCUCCUCCUCCUCCCCUUCCUCGAAAGAAUCAGCACCUGUGUUUACGUCGAAAGAGUUGGAAGUUGCAAGAAAGGAAAGAUUGGAUGGACUGGGACCGUUCGUGUCUCGGCUGCCUAAGAAAUGGAUACCGUAUGCGGAGCUGAUGAGGCUAGAGAAACCCGUGGGCACGUGGCUGUUAUAUUUGCCCUGCAGUUGGUCUAUACUUAUGGGAGCCAUGAUGCAAGGUGCUACAUUGAGCGCAACAGCUGGUAUGUUGGGUAUUUUCGGUGUAGGUGCAUUGGUAAUGAGAGGUGCUGGCUGCACCAUCAACGAUUUUUUGGAUAGAAAGUUGGAUCAAAGAGUUAUCAGGUCCGUCGAGAGGCCUAUCGCCUCUGGUAGAGUGAGCCCCCGUCGGGCGUUAGUAUUCUUGGGGGCUCAAACUCUUGUUGGAAUGGGCGUUCUAUCUUUGCUUCCUGCGCAGUGUUGGUGGCUAGGCCUUGCAUCGUUACCUAUUGUGUUCACAUACCCUUUGUUUAAGCGGUUUACGUACUAUCCUCAAGCUGCAUUAAGUGCAUGUUUCAAUUGGGGAGCGUUACUUGGGUUUCCUGCCAUGGGUGUAAUGAGCUGGCCUACAAUGAUACCUUUGUACCUGAGCAGUUACUUGUGGUGUAUGACUUACGAUACUAUAUACGCACACCAGGAUAAAAAGUUUGACAUCAAGGCUGGAAUCAAGUCUACCGCUUUGGCUUGGGGUCCACGCACAAAGUCUAUCAUGAAGGCCAUGUCCGCGUCUCAAAUCGCACUGUUAGCUGUCGCCGGCUUGAACAGUGGGUUGUUAUGGGGGCCUGGGUUCAUUGGUGGACUAGGAGUCUUCGCUUAUAGACUCUUCAGCAUGAUAAAGAAAGUGGAUCUUGACAAUCCUAAAAACUGCUGGAAGUAUUUUAAUGCAAAUAUCAACACCGGACUUUACUUUACGUACGCCUUGGCAGUCGACUACAUCUUGAGACUGUUUGGAUUCUUGUAG
Saccharomyces cerevisiae S288C is the source of this 1119-nucleotide messenger RNA. It is a transcript of the gene COQ2, whose product is annotated as 4-hydroxybenzoate octaprenyltransferase. Gene Ontology annotation, cellular component: mitochondrial inner membrane; membrane. Lineage: Eukaryota; Fungi; Ascomycota; Saccharomycetes; Saccharomycetales; Saccharomycetaceae. Gene Ontology annotation, biological process: ubiquinone biosynthetic process; isoprenoid biosynthetic process. The transcript has a single exon. Gene Ontology annotation, molecular function: transferase activity, transferring alkyl or aryl (other than methyl) groups; prenyltransferase activity; 4-hydroxybenzoate polyprenyltransferase activity. The coding region runs from base 1 to 1119 and encodes 372 amino acids. The record is from RefSeq and is marked reviewed.